Molecule: messenger RNA, 664 nt
Organism: Nasonia vitripennis (jewel wasp)
Lineage: Eukaryota; Metazoa; Arthropoda; Insecta; Hymenoptera; Pteromalidae
Gene: Nedd8
Product: NEDD8
Exons: 4
Coding region: 218-451 (77 amino acids)
Biological process (GO): regulation of proteolysis; modification-dependent protein catabolic process; protein neddylation
Cellular component (GO): cytoplasm; nucleus
Molecular function (GO): ubiquitin protein ligase binding; protein tag activity
Source: RefSeq, a predicted model, not a curated record
GCAUGCGCCGCUCGGUCCGCUUCCACAUUCCCGCCUCUCCAGCUCGAGAGCUCGAGACGAGCGAAUCGCGGAACAUGACGCACGCUAAGUCAAGUUUCCGCGAGUGUACCCGCCUACAGUCGCUCUCGUCGUUCGAUCUCCGAGCGUUGUUUCAGCUCCGUGACUCGGUCGUUUGUUAGUUAGUCCCGCAAAAGUUUAUAAUCGAUCAUUCUCCAGAAUGCUGAUCAAAGUCAAGACUCUCACGGGAAAGGAGAUCGAAAUCGAUAUUGAGCCUACUGACAAAGUCGAGAGAAUCAAAGAGCGAGUCGAGGAGAAGGAAGGCAUUCCACCGCAACAGCAGAGGUUGAUUUUCUCAGGAAAACAGAUGAACGAUGAGAAAACUGCCCAAGAUUACAAAGUUCAAGGUGGUUCAGUUUUGCAUUUAGUACUUGCUCUUCGAGGAGGAUUGUGAGACAUACCUAUUACAUUCAAAGAAGCCUGUUCAAGAAAAAGUGGCAAACUACAUAAUGAAGCUCACAGAAUUAAUUUGUUUUUAAAGUUUAGGCUUUGUAAAUAUAAAACGUUUAUGACUAAGUAUAAAAGAAUAAUUUAAACAGUCACUUUACUACUAUGUUUUAUAACUAAUAAAAGGGAAUAAGUUAUAAAUAAAUCAUUAAAUCAUUUA